This is a messenger RNA of Monopterus albus (swamp eel), 2738 nucleotides long. RefSeq names its product OTU deubiquitinase 1 (gene otud1). The transcript has a single exon. The record is from RefSeq and is a predicted model, not a curated record. Gene Ontology annotation, biological process: protein K63-linked deubiquitination. Lineage: Eukaryota; Metazoa; Chordata; Actinopteri; Synbranchiformes; Synbranchidae. Gene Ontology annotation, molecular function: cysteine-type deubiquitinase activity. The coding region runs from base 282 to 1649 and encodes 455 amino acids.
AAUAUAUUUUUAUGUCUCAUCUGAGCUGACUGUUGAGGCAGACCUACAGUCAGGAGCUAAAAUUAGGGAGGCUCCCCAACAGAAAUUACGCAAGAAGGCUAAAGUGGACAGACUGCGUGUCUGUGCGUGUCUGUGCGUGUCAGUGGUUACAGGGCUCAGGACCAUGGGGACGUUCUCUACAACUUUGCUGCUGUUAAUGACAUGGAGGGUAUUUUUAGCUGCUGUUGUCAUCUCUCCGUAACAGCCCGCCUGUGGCGCACAGUAUAAAGGACUCCUUCAAAAUGCAGCUGUACAACAGUGCGCUGACACACUACCCGAGGUUGUCGCGCAAAGUUACUAUAACUUUAUCGAGCGGAUCCGAGCGUCAGAACGAGACAACACCAAGUUCCUCUGACGCUGAUAAACCGGUAUUUUCACACGCAGAUACAUCUUCAACGACCAACGGGAGUCCGGAGAAAGAGGCUGCUUCUUCCGCAAACAUGCCUGCGUUUUCAUGUCACGAAGCCUCGUCUAUGAGGCCAAUUUACUUCACGUCGACUGCUGAGAUAUUAAUCCGCAGGCCCGAUGGAGUGGAGAGGUCUGUUCCUGUCCAUAUCAUGAGAGAGUCUAAAGCCAAACCGCCCUCUCCCAACUCGCAUAAUGGGGAAAGUAUCAUCUGUAAUGACUGUGACUCUGAUGUGAUACUGGAUUGGAUAGAUCAGCUGAGAACUGGGACAGAUGAGCUGUUCUCUGACUGCCCAGAGCUGCUUGGAAAUCACCUUUUAAACUGUAACAACAUCUGUGGACCUAGAGUAGAAGAGUACAAGAGGACAGUGGGAAAUUCUAGCGAAGUUGACACAGUUUCAGUGUCUGAUGUCCCCUUUAGAAGCAAUGGAUGGGCCUCACUACCAGAAGACGAGCUAGUUCCACCCAGGGAAGCUCAGCCCGAAGAGCACAUACAGGAAGAUUUUAGUGAUCUGAGCAGUGGAAAAACAGCUCCAGUGUCGGAUAUGAGACAGGCCUUCGAGCUCAGUGUUCUGCAGGAGUGUCCUCCACAGAGAUGCCAAGAGAAAGGAGAUGUUAAUGAUAAAGUCACUUGGUAUCUGGCUGAAGUAGAGAAACAAAACAAGUACCUCCAGGAGAGGCACAAAUACAGGUACCACAUCAUUCCAGAUGGCAACUGUCUGUAUAGAGCUGUGUGCAAAGCCAUGUACGGGGACCAGGCGAGACACAGGGAGCUGAGGGAGCACACGGUGCACCACAUUGCUGACCACUUGGACGAGUUCAACCCCAUAAUCGAAGGUGAUGUUGGGGAGUUUCUGAUCAAUGCAGCGCAGGACGGCGCCUGGGCCGGGUACCCUGAGCUUCUGGCCAUGAGCCAGAUGCUAAACGUCAACAUCCACCUGACAACCGGGGGGAGCUUGGAGAGCCCCACUGUCUCCACCAUGGUGCACUAUCUCGGGGAAGAGGACGCUUCGAAACCAGCUAUCUGGUUGAGCUGGCUCAGCAACGGUCACUACGACGUCCUGUUGGACAGGUGUUUCCCCAACCCAGAGUACGAGGACUGGUGCAGGAACUCACAGAUGCAGAGGAAAAGAGAUGAGGAACUGGCAAAGUCGAUGGCAGCCUCAUUGUCCAAAAUGUACAUUGAGAAAAAUGGAUCUGGGUGAAAAAAAGAUGCUCACUGUUACAUAUUAGUGCAGAACUGAUUUCUGAACAUGCCUGGUUUUUACAUGCAGUUAAAUUAUUUUUGUAAGGUUUAUAUUGUGAGAGAAAAGAAGUGCAGUGCACGUGUUGUUUUUGUACAUGCUAAAACUGCCAAAUUAGUAGCGGUUGUGUCUGAAUGUGUGUGAGGCAGUUUUUCCCGAUAUGUUGACAUGAGUGGAAUACAGUACUUUAAUGUUGUUACUGUACAUGAAUGUGCUUUUGAGGUGACUUAUUGGCAGAGCAGUUAUUUUUUAUAAUGCCUUUGCUGCGUUUUGCUGUUUCCACAUAUUGUAAAAUACAAAGAGACUUGAUUUGCAUUUUUAUGACUUAGCUUCAGUGUUUAACGUCUGUUUAGCCCAUCUCUUGCACAAAUGUGUUUAAUUUCUGUCUGCUAGAACAGUUCAGCCAUUAUUUUUUCUGUUAUUCCAGUUCAUUUUAGGAGUUUGAACACAUAUUAGAAAAACAUUUUGCAACAGUUUCUCAUUUAGAUGACAUGGUAAUCACUUGAAUAGUACCUUUCUGACAUUUCCACACAGAUUAUUAUGUUAUAUCACUAUGAUAAUCUCAGUGCGACAUUGACCAUAAUAGAACUCAAACUGCAUAAGGCAGAUGAUGUGAUAUAUUUUGCACUCAUUUCCACCUUCUGCUGUCCUAAUGUGAAACAGGAUGUCUGGAUGUUGUUACAAGGAGUGACACUGGAGCCCGCAACCUCCUGUUCAGGUCCGACUGCAGUACUCAUAGUGUCAGAUCGCCUGGAACCUGUGUCAGAGCUUUCUGGAUGUUGAACGGUGCUCUGUCACAGUUUAGUGCAAAGAUGCAACGUCACCAUGUCUUUGUUCUGUUUGGUUUCUGACUUUGAUUAAACUAAAGCUCAUUGCUCACAUACAAUGUGAGAAAGGCGCCUCAAGAGUGAGUUUUGUUUUCCUAAGUUUGGACUCUGGAUAUAGUUUUAUAUUGUUCUGUAUUUCAUGUUGUGAUGUUUACAGUGUUUUCACUUUCAGAUUUCACCUUAAAAAUGUUCCAUUUUGUAAAUGUAUGAUAUUUGUGCUAAA